AUGUAUUCAUUCUUCUUCAUGGGAUUUUUGAAUUCAUUCAAUGUAAAGGACAUGUUUAAAUUUUUCAAGGAGUUUGGUCUGGUGAUGGAAGUCUACAUACCCGCUCAGAAGAGUAAGAGAGGUAAAAGAUACAGAUUUGUUCGGUUCCGAAAGGUUGCAUAUGAGAGAAUCAUAGAGGUGAAGUUGUAUAAUAUUCAUAUUCAAGGAAAGAAGAUAUACGCUAAUACUCCAAGAUUCCAACGUUAG
Lathyrus sativus (Indian pea) is the source of this 246-nucleotide messenger RNA. The record is from the annotation of a GenBank genome assembly. Lineage: Eukaryota; Viridiplantae; Streptophyta; Magnoliopsida; Fabales; Fabaceae.